Truncatella angustata is the source of this 1085-nucleotide messenger RNA. Its product is annotated as phosphoglycerate mutase. The coding region runs from base 72 to 791 and encodes 239 amino acids. Gene Ontology annotation, biological process: ribose phosphate biosynthetic process. The transcript has 5 exons. Lineage: Eukaryota; Fungi; Ascomycota; Sordariomycetes; Amphisphaeriales; Sporocadaceae. The record is from RefSeq and is a predicted model, not a curated record. Gene Ontology annotation, molecular function: sedoheptulose-bisphosphatase activity.
CUUUACUACGACAACCACAUGGAAUGUCAUUACGGCCUAUAACCAAGUUGCUCUGAAGUGAAACUUUCGACAUGUCUGACUUGGACGCUGCUACACCGCGAGUAUUUCUUGUGCGCCAUGGAGAGACGGAAUGGACAAAAAACGGUCGCUACACGGGCCGCACCGACCUUGAAUUGACGCCCGCUGGCAUCAAGCAAGUCACCGGCACAGCAUCCCACAUGGUAGGUCACGGCAAGCUGAUCGACCCUGCCCGGAUUGCGCGCAUCUGGGUGAGCCCUCGCAAGCGUGCGCAACAGACCUUGGGAUAUCUUUUCAAUAUCGACCCCCAGAGUGCUGACUCCGCCGCUUCGCGUGACCUUGCUGAAAAGUUCACAACCACUGAGGACAUCGCUGAAUGGGAUUAUGGUGACUACGAAGGAUUGAAAACCAAGGAAAUCCAUGUCAAGAGGAAGGACAAGGGUCUGGACCAAGAAAAGGAGUGGGACAUAUGGAGGGACGGUUGCGAGGGUGGAGAAUCUGCGGAGCAGGUAACCGCUAGACUGGACAGGCUUAUUUCGCAGAUUCGAGACGUUCAAAGACCUGGCUUCGGAGGAGAGAAGCCAUGCGAUGUUGUGCUGGUUGCUCAUGGGCACAUUCUUCGCGCCUUUGCUAAAAGGUGGUUGCGGUACCCCCUUGACACACCCUUAGCCAUGAUGAUGUCGCCCGGUGCAAUAGCAGUUCUCAGUUUUAGGAAUCGUGACAUAGAUCAGCCAGGUUUCUAUAUCGGUAUGUCUCUUCCGUCGCAGGGUUAGAGAAUUGGGCACGAAUCGAAGCGCGACAAUUUUGGCCACAUAUCCUGAGAUUUCACGGAACCUGUGAAAUGUUUGGUGGAUGAGGGUAACACUUGAUUUAAGAUAAGGAAGUUUCCGGUGGGCAAGGACUGUAUAUAUUGGACAUUUUAAAUUGAUCCUAUAUGCUUGAAGUACUAGCUUCUUCACUCCAGCCACUCAAGGCGGUGUGGGCAACGUUAUACUCCUUUUACACUCCCCGGGUCUGUAUUUUUUAGUAGUAGACUUCCACAUUCAACAUAAUUCAUGAGUUCAAUG